Messenger RNA from Lagenorhynchus albirostris (white-beaked dolphin), 5414 nucleotides. RefSeq names its product collagen alpha-1(I) chain-like. The coding region runs from base 3307 to 5043 and encodes 578 amino acids. The record is from RefSeq and is a predicted model, not a curated record. Lineage: Eukaryota; Metazoa; Chordata; Mammalia; Artiodactyla; Delphinidae. The transcript is spliced from 6 exons.
AGCAGCUGUGGGGUGGACCUUGCCCACUCUCUGCGCCUGCAUCUCUGGGCUGCCCCUACCUGCCACACCCUGGUGCUGCCUGGGAAACCCUGCGAUGGGCAGAAGGAGGACCCAGGUGUCCUGGUCCCAGCCCUGUGUUUACAUGUAGCAGGCACGGCCUGUGGCCCCCGUGUGCGGCCCUCUGUGGGGCUCUCUGUGGAUCCAGGUGGAAUCCUGCAGGGGCUGAGGAACACUGGGAAGGGGCUCAGUGCCCACAUGGCAUCCCCCUUUCCUUGGGGAUAUUGAGCGCUCAGGCACCUCCCGGGCCACCCUAAGAGCUGGUGACACAAGGACCCCACGCCUGGGUGGGGAACAGGAGAGACAAUGUUUCUGUGAUGACAUACAGACACAUGUGAUGAAAUACACACACACACACCCCUCAAAAACCCAGAUAAACACAUGCAUGUAUCCCUCGUGUGUUCGCAGCUACACCCACCCCUGACGGACAUGUGGGCAGGGGACACACAUGUGACUUUCAAAGACAUCCUUAUAGGGGAAAGAACGUGGGUUUUGAAAUAGGAAAAAAAAAUCUCUUUCUUUGACAAGAAAAGUCUCUUUUCAAAGAGAACUGUAUUUUGAGUUCUCUCUGCUACCUACCAGCUAUGUGACCUUGGUUUUCUUAGGGACCUUAGCUAAAGAUUGGGGUUGGGGGGACCCUGGUAUUCCAACAGGGAGUGAAGGGAGGGCGUUGGGCUGAACCAACCCCCCCCCGCCCCCACCCCAGCCUGCUUCCUCAGCCUGCUUCUGCUGGGGCCCCUUUCAUGGAGCGGUUACAAAGCGGCAGGCAGGCCAGGCUGCUCAUGAUGGCAGGGGAUGCGAAGACUACAGACCAUCACGUAUGCCUGUUCCCUCCCCUUGUCGUUACUUCUACAAACUGUGUCCUCAUCUGCUGUAUCUCGUGUGUUGCGGAGAAUAAACAGAGCGUGGACAGCUUGGAGCAAGCACUAGGGAAGCGCGUUACUACUCACACUCGGGACCACAUUUUCCCAGAGCCUGUUUCUCGUGCUGUCUGUCCCCAGAUGAGGGAGGCAGUGCCAUGUGUUAGGUAGGACAGCUUACUCUCUGGGGCCCGGUUUUCUUUUCUGUGAAAUGGGGAUGAAAACGAUACCACCUACUUCAUAGAGUUGCUUCAAGGAAGGAUUACGUGUACGUAGCAUUUUGUGUCCUGGCAUACAGUUAGUUGUUGGGAGCUGCUGCCUGUAUUGGGCAUAUAUCACAUACCAUAUAAUGCAGUUGCAAGCUUCAGAUAUACAUUUGACAUUUGAACAACACGGGUUUGAACUGCACGGGCCCACUUAUGCUCAGAUUUUUUUCAAUGGUAAAUACCACAGCACUACACCAUCCCAGGUAGGUUGAAUCCUCGGAUAUGGAGGGCAGACUAUAAGUUAUAUGUGGAUUUUUGACUGCAAGGAGGGUUGGGCCCCUAACCCCCGCGUUGCUUAAGGGCUAACCGCAUGUAUAAAAUAGAUGCUCAUUUGGGACUGCAAACACAUGCGCACACGUCGCUCUCUAUCAGGGCCACAGUCCUCACCUCACACUGCCACCCACGUGGCCGAGAAACCUGCAUCAGAGUCAGGUUUCUCUGAGACUUGGCUGAGGCCCAGGCCCUGGCUCAGAUGUCAGGGCCCCACGUUACUGAGCCCAGGAGCCUUUGUCUCCUCCUUGCGCCUGUCCGCAGCUCCUCAUCUUCCUCCUCUCUCCAGGAGCAGCUGGGGGAGGGGAGGGGGGUGGACGUCCUCCCUGGCCCCCUGCCCCAUGGAGCAGGCAGCCACACCUGGGGGCCUAGGGCUCCCCUGUAGCCCCAAGCAGGCCUUGGCCCUGUACCAGCACCUCUUCCGGUGCCCUGCAGGCCUGGGCCAGCUCUGGGCUGCCCUGCAACAGGUGAGGGUGACAGGGCACCAUCUACGAGGGGGCAGGCUCUCCGUGGGGUCUGACUCCACCUUGCCUCCCCAUGUGGGAGACGGCCGGACCUGUCCCUCAGGCCUCGAACUGCCCACCGUGCUGCUGCAGAUGGAGCAGAGCCGGCGGGCCCAGGAGCAGGUAGGCGGUCGUCGGCCAGGGAGGGUGGCAGAGCGCAGGGUGCGUGCCCGCUCACAUCCUGGCACCCCACCUUCCUGCAGCUCCUGUGGGAUUUGGAGCUGCUGACCGGGGCGAGGCUGGGCGUCUCCUGGCCCCCCUGGGCCCAGUUCUGCGGUCUGAGGGACCGGGCCCAGUGUGCGUGGAGCCAGUGCAGCAAGCCCCGUGGUAGGACGGAUGGGGGCUCUGAGCGGCGGACGAGUGGGGUGAGCUGGGGUGUGGCUGAGGGCGGGGGUGUCAGUGAAACACUGGGGCACUUGUAGUGGUUGAGAAGUGGAAGGAAUGUGGGCUCUGGAGACAGAUGGAUCUGGGUUCAAAUCUCUGCUCUGACGCUCCCUGUGGACCGUAAGCCUGUUUCCUCAGCUACAAGAUGGGGAAGAUAAUAGCUCUUUUUCAGAGCACUGCUGGGAGGAUUGUGAACUCAUCUGUGUAAAGGAUUUAGCACCAUGCCUGGCAUACAGGACCAUUCUGGCUUGCUACCAUUCCACAGUGAACUAUCUUGGUCAAAUCAACAGCGUGGUGACACCUAGAAGCCUUUAGACAUGGCUGCAGCAAGGGAGGAAAGCAGGCCUGGCGGUGCCCAGAGGGCAGAGGCACUGAUGCCCAGGGUGGCCCAGAGAUGAGACCCUGAGCAGCCCCAGCCCCAGGCCCCUCCUUCCGGGGCUGGUGGCUGGUCCCACCCUUCUAGGAAGGAGGGUGCUGUGGUGACUGGGAACUAGGAUGUGCCUCGAGUCCUGGCUCAGCCACCAACUGCCUGAGGCCCUUUGGGCAGGUUAGUAGCUUGUAGCAGGAGAGGGUGUUAGUCAUGACCACUAAGGAAGUAUCCGGCCAACACUUUUAGCCAAGGCUGCAGUCUCAUCUGAAGGCUUCAGUGGGCAGGAGGGAUCCAUUUCCAAGCUCCUUCACUUGGAGGGGAAGUGGGGGGGGUCACACAAGGGCACAGAUGCCAGGAGGAGGGAUCACUGGGGGCUGUUGUAGAGGCUGCCUGCCACAUUGGGGGAUGAUGCCCUGUAGACUAGGGUACCCCCCCAAUCCUUCCAGAAUUCCAGGCUGUGCCCAUCGCCCCAGGCUGAGGACUCCCUGAGCCAGGACCGUCAGCUUCUGGAGGGGGGGCUGGCAAAGGACCCAUCAUCAGCCCUGGAUCUGACUGAAGCCAGGUUUGAUGCAGACCCAAGGUGGGAGAGCCCUGGCAUGCCUGCAGAAGGGCCCACAUCUGGUUGCUCACAAGAGCUGAACCUCACCACCAGCAGUAGCUCUGGAGAACCAGGAAGCUCAGAGUUCAAGGAGCUGGCCCAGAGGGAAGACGGGGAGCUAGUAGGGCCCAUGCCCCAGGGGCCCCAUCAACCACCAUCCAGAAGCCUACAGGAGAAGAAGCUGGCUCAGGGAGCCCCAGGGCCCUCAGGCCUCCCCUCCCAGGGCCUGCCAGAACCCCCGGAUCCCCUGGAGGGGCUGGGCUGCAGCCUGGGCCAGGAGAGAGCAGAACUAAAGAAACUGCUAAGAAUUGAGAUUCCUCAGAGUCAGAGAGAGGGGGCCCCUCAGGAUCAGAGAGGCAAGGCCCUCCGGGGGGAGGACAAAGAAGUUCCCCCAAGUAAGAGAGAGAAGACAAACGAGGGUCAGGGUGGGGAGGCCGCUCAGGCUCUGAGGGAAGAGGUCUCGGAAGGUCAAAGGUGGGAGGCCUCCCAGGGUGAGAACGAAGAGGCACCUCGAAGUCAAAGCGGAAGUCGCCUUAAGUGCCGGAGAAAGGAGGUCCUCCCGGAGCAGAGCGAGGAUUCUCCUCAGGGCCCGGAAGUGAAGACGCUUCAGUCUUCCGAGGGCAGAGGCCGUAUCUCACAAGCCUGGGAGGUGGCUCGGGGAGAGGCACCUACACCGCCCCGGGAGGAAGGCGGCUCCCUGGGGAUUCCGGGGGGCUUCUGCAGGCCCCUGGGAGAACGGAUGCCGCAGCCUGGGGGAAGGGAGGGCCCGGACCCGCGGGGAAGAACCACGCAGCUGAGGCAGGUUAAGACCGGUGGCCCGAGAGGAGAGAGCGCAGCGGCCGUGAGAGAGCAGGGGCCCGCCCGGGAAGGGGCGCCGGCUGCCCUUACGCCCCCGGGGCCUCCGGCCCGGCCGCCGCUCCCACGCCCAGGAGCGGUGUUGCUGGCGGCCCUAGGCACUGGUGGUUCCGAGCAGCGGGAGCGCUCCGCAGCUCUCCCAGGGCAUCCGGGCCUGCUGAACGAUCCGCACUCGCUUCGGGGCCCGGGAGGAAGCCCUGGCCCCGCGGAGCAGGAGCUGGGCGGCUCCAUGGGGCUCCCGGGCGCCCUCGGGGGGCGGAGGGAAGGUGCCGAGGCCCCCAGAGCCUCGAAGACCGCGUGGCCCGAGUCCCCGAGCAGGGACAGGCGGUCUGCGGGCGUGAGCGCGGCGCAGCAGGAGACGGCUCUGCAGCGGUUGCUGGAGCUGCACAGUGAGGCCAGGCGUCGGCGGCAACAGGACCGCGAGCAGCAGCGGCUCCGGGUCUUGGAACGCCUCCGCAUCGCCAGGAACCGCCACUGCCGCGUGCACCCCUUGAGACCCCCACCGAGCCCGGCUCAGCUCCCACGACAGGCAAGACCCCUAGGAGAAGGCGGUGGGGCCGCCAAAACCCUGCCUGGGCGGGGGACGGGGCGCGACCUGGGUCCCUUUGACUUGCGCGCACCGCGCACUUGCGAUGACACCUGCGGAGCGGGAGGGGCCGGCCUGCCCGGGUGCUGCCCUCUGCUGGCCGCAUCGAGCCCCGGGGCUGGGAGGCGCGGGCGCUCAGCGCUCGGCGCCGCCCCAGGAGGACGCGGCCGGGCAGCGGAGCGCCCUGCGGGAGCAGCUGAAGCAAAUGCAACGGGAGAGGACCGGGCGGCUGCGAGCCCUCGGGGCCAGGAACACCCAGAACUUCCAGCAACUUCUGUGGCCCCCUGGCUCUGAGGAGCCUGCGCCUGGAGAGCAUCGCUCACUCUUCCCAGCCCUCUCUGGUCACUGCUGAAUCCUCAAAGGGACGAUUAAAGAGACGGGGAUUUAAGGAAAAAGCAAGAGGGCAACCUGUAGGUCAGAGGUAGUUUCAGAAAGGCCCGGAACGCAGCCUCAGGGCCUGGGAGAGCCAGACACAGACACGCAUGGCACUUUCGGCCCACCACGUGUGUUAUUUCUUCUUCCCUCCCCUAAGCCCACUGCCUGGCCCAAGGUCAGAGGGCCAGGUCCCGGGGGUCAAGCAGUGCGAAGGCCCCAUUCUUGCGGAAGAAAGAUUCAAUGCGGCACAUCUUGCAGGAGACCAGUUCUUGCUUCACUGGGGGGCCUGG